Molecule: messenger RNA, 1074 nt
Organism: Penicillium antarcticum
Lineage: Eukaryota; Fungi; Ascomycota; Eurotiomycetes; Eurotiales; Aspergillaceae
Product: histone chaperone napB
Exons: 3
Coding region: 1-1074 (357 amino acids)
Biological process (GO): nucleosome assembly
Cellular component (GO): chromatin; nucleus
Molecular function (GO): histone binding; chromatin binding
Source: RefSeq, a predicted model, not a curated record
AUGUCUACCGAGGAUCAGUCGCUCCUUGAGCGCAUCGAGAUGCCCAGCAUCCCUGAGUCUGCCAUGAAGCAGAUCGCCAUUCUGGAGGAGCAGUUUGCUCGCGCUGAGGUCGAACAGCUCCGCAACACUGUCAAGCUCACCCAGCCUCUGAUCGAGAAACGCGCCGAGAUCAUCAAGAUGCCCGACGUCCAGGCCGAGUUCUGGAUGCGCGUCUUCGCCAGCGCUCCCCCCGAGAUCGACGAGUACAUUCUGCCCAGUGACGCCGCCGUCCUGGGUGAGGCCCUUACUAACAUGACCGUUGAGCGCUUCGAGCUUGACGCCCAAGGCAACGGCGAGCCCCGCUCCCUGCGCUUCACCUUCGAGUUCAAGACCGGCGAGGAGAACCCCUUCUUCACCAACGACAAGCUCGUUAAGAACUUCUACUGGCGCCAGGAGGUCUCCAAGUCCUCCUCUGGUCGCACCCGCACCUGGGAGGGUCUCGUCUCCGAGCCCGUGCGCAUCAACUGGAAGAAGGAUAUGGACCUGACCCGCGGUCUUCUUGACGCUGCCUGCGAUCUUUAUGAAGCUGAGAAGAAGAAGGGUGGUGACCGCAGGAAGCUUCCCGAGUUCGCUACCCUCGUUCAGAAGGUUGAGGAGGCUGAUGCCGCCGAGGCCGAUGACGAGGAUGAUGACGAGGAUAUGCCCAGCCCCGUUGGCAUGAGCUUCUUCGGAUUCUUCGGUUACCGUGGCCGUGACGUCUCCGCUGCUCAGUCCAAGGAGGCUGCCAAGGAGAUCGAGGCCCGCUGGGCUAAGGUCCAGAAGGGUGAGGAGAUCACCGAGGACGGUGAUAGCGAUGAUGAGAACGAGGAUGACGAGGAUGGACUCGAGGAUGCCGAGAUCUUCCCCGACGGUGAUGACCUCGCUGUUGCCAUUGCUGAGGACCUCUGGCCCGAUGCGCUCCGCUACUACGUUCAAUCCUACCAGGCCGCCGAUGAUCUCGAAGACAUGGAUCUCGAGAUGGAAGAAUUGGAUGGAAUGGACGAAGAUGAGGAUGAAGAAAGUGAGUCGCGCCCGCGCAAGAAGGCUCGCAACUAA